UACACAUUAAUUUGUAAUUAUAUUUUACACGCUAAGUAUAUGUUUGUGUCUGAGAAUCUAAAUGAUAGGCCAUGCCGAGUCAGAUUCAAUAUCUGACGAUGAAAAAUACCGCUGGCUGUUCUUAUAUUUAACAUUAACAGAUAAGCAAAGAUUAGAAUUACAUAGUACAAUAAAAAACACCACCAGUAGGCCGUUCAAAGUAAAAUUUAAUCCAGACUUGAGAGUUAGUUACAUAGAUUACUAUAAAAAGUGUAAAAAUAUAUCCAACACAAUUAUUCAUACAUACGAAAGAGUUCUAAACGAAUUUGAAACCGACGAGCCGAAAGCCGAAUCUAGCGAUGAGGUUGGAGGGAAUUACAAUUUGUACAUUAACAACGAAAAUUUAUUAAAUGUCCUGAUUCAACUUAAAAAAAGAUUCAAUGUGCCAAAUAUUAGACCAAUUUGGAAUAAAAUCGGGAUUUCCGUAAAGCUACGGGUCAUUCUGGAUCCGUUAUACCAGCUGGAUACAGAAUUUAAUGACAAUCAAGAUAUAUUUAACAAUGACCCAGAUAUGGAUGGUGAACCUUCUAUAUUACAAUACGUCCAAAAUAGUUUCUAUAACGAAGGAGAUUAUGAAAAACUGAGACAAUUACUCAGAGAAAAAAAAUAUGAUGCCAACUUUGUAAUCACGGACGGAACACUAAACAGCUGUUACAGGAAAUUAGUACAACUAAGAAACGCAUUCUACAAGGAUGUUAUUAAUAACAUAGAGGUGGGGGAAACAAUAAAGCGAAAUUUCCUAGAUCGGUUGAAAACGCAACCGCAGUAUUUUCAAAAUGAUGACAUCCCAAACUCUAAAAACAGUGCACGGUUCAUCAAAUAUUUAAGCAUCCUGAAGUAUAAACUGAAUCAGAACUUCAUAAUCUCCAGGAACAGGUACUAUGUCCUCUUUGAUGCUACACAAGACGCUCCGAAUGGGACAUAUCUUACUGUGUCAGGUGCCAUACUCCGGGGUAGACCAAAACAACCGGAACCCUCACGAGUUCCCGCUAAAAAGAGAACUAAAAAGUGGGAUUUGGCAAGAUUGAGGAGGUGUAUAAUUGAAGAACCUCCUGUACUCCCCUAUUGUACAUUUAACAAAACUGGAACUGGGAAUAAAGUAGCUAAAGGUGAUGAGAGUGGCCCUAAUGUUUCAGAACCAAAUUAUAGCAGUUACUCAGAUAUUGUAGACGGCUCAAAGUAUGAUGUCGUUAUAGUAGGGGGUGGAAUAGGAGGACUGGCAGCGUUCAAUUACCUAAAGUCUAAAAAAGUAAACGUCGUGUGCCUGGAGGCCAGAAACAGAAUUGGUGGAAGAACCUUCACCACUUUCUUUAAGAAAAACGCAAGUAACCCUAGUGAACAAAUUAGCGUCGACCUGGGUCCAAACUAUCUCCACUGCAAUAACUAUAUCAUCAACAAUUUUAAAAAAGAUAAGUUACAAAGAUCCCCAAAUUACAAAUAUGAUCACGACUUAAGCUCCCAGGUUAGUGAUUCAGUGAAUAGUGAUCAGAAUGAAAUUGAGACCCCUGUAAGCUUAGUACAUCAGGCAUACAAUCCUUACAAGGACAUACGUAACAAGAGAAAGUAUAAUAAAUCCAUCCUUGGUGUUACUAAUUAUAUAAAACCACUGGUGGGUGACUUGAGUGGGUACUCUAACUGGGAGCCAACACUGUAUACUAAUUGGUAUAAUCAUAAGAAUGGUAGUAAAAUCAGUUUUGGAUCAGUUGUAAAGGCCAAUUUCAUAGUUGAUAAAAUCAUCAUGCAAUCUAACAAGCUGUUUCAUCAAUUAUAUGGUAAUCAUUCAUUUUUCAAGAAAUACGGCUACAAAGACAAUGGAGUCAAUAAUUUGUUGCCGGAUGAUAGUUAUAUCAAUGAAGAACCAGUUGAGGGGCUUAAACCUGAAGAUGAAGUUGAUUGUGAAGGGCUAAGUGAAGAUUCUGACAGUAACGAAUGGUACAUUAGGGAGGUGGAAGAGAACAAAGGAUUCGGAGUGGAUGAAAUCAAGAGUCUGUGGGAUGUGUACUAUUUUGUGUAUAGAAACAUAAUAGAUGAAUUCAAUCGAAAUAAUGUGACCAUAACGAAAGAAGAGCAGGUGUUACUAUUCAACAUUGUCCAGUCAAGAAUGGGCUACAACUCAGACCUAAGAGAAACUUGUAUCUCAAUGUGUAAGCUGCCAAUUCCUUCAUCACUCAACACUCACACAGUGUCAUCAUCUUCACAGACAAGUUUACUCGAUAAAAAACUUAAUAAUGAUGAAUCACUCAUGAAUUCAAUGUGUGAUGAUAAUUGCUCCUCAACAACUAGUACCACGGCCAACUAUAGUAGUUUCAGUGUCAGCCCUAAUGAAACAACCACAUUCCAGAGUAGCGAGAAUAAUGGAUUAGACAAAAGGAGUUUGGAGUUGUAUAAAAGGAGAAUAAAACUAGUUUAUAAUAAGCUGACACGGCUUAAUAUAGAGAAGUUUAAGGGGAAUUCAGACUCUGAUAAGCUGGUUAUAGACGGCUGGGAGUGGCUAUUUAGGUACUUGGUGGGAGUUAAUAAGGAAUUUAUAUACCUGAACACUCUGGUUACACAGAUUUCGUUGAAAAAAGAUGCUGGUGACUUGAAUAGUGUGGAAAAGGCUGUAGAUUCACCUGAUACUGAGGGUUAUGACGUAAAAUUGGUGUUAAAAAGUAGUGAAACUGAUGUAAAAUUAAAAUCAAAUACGGGCUUAGAAGUGUUUGAACCCCAAGAUUCUAAAUGUGUGUAUAGUAAGUAUGUGAUAGUGACUGUGCCAAUAAACCUGCUGAGUGAGAUAAGUUUCGUGCCUGAAUUAAGUGAAGGUAGAAUUAAGAGCAUGAGUAACUACAGCAUGGGAUACCACAACAAGAUAGUCAUGCGCUUUAAACCAAGCGAUAUCUUCUGGCCGAGGAAUGAAAUGCAGUUUAAUUCACUGGACCACAGGUUCCAGUUCUUAAACUUACACUGUUACGGGAAGAAGGGAUGUAUCCUGGCACACUCAUUUCCACCAUUCAGUAAAAGAUUUGAGAAAAUGUCCAAGGCUGGCUUGCUUAAAGUGUGUCUGAAACUAUUGCACAAGAUAUUCAAUGUCACGAGGAAGAUAUACCCAGUUGAGGCUUUUGUGACUAACUGGAAAGGUGACCAAUAUUCGAAAGGAAGUUAUUCAUACCCAAAAGUUACAGCAAACGACGAAGAUAUCAUACACCUCAAGUCACCGUAUCCAACAGAUGAUCCAAGGGUUCUUUUCUCAGGUGAAUAUAUCAGUAACUCAUACUAUCAAUGUAUCGACGGGUCCUUUGAUACCUCAAUAAGAGCAGCAGAAGACAUAUACAACAUUGGCCUGAAUAAAAAUAGAGUUACCGUUAAGAAACGCAAGUCAGAUGUUAUUGAUUCUAUUGAUGCUGUUGAUGUGAUUGGAAGUGAAAUUAAGAGAAAGUUGAAGAAAGAGAUUGAAAAAAAUGAGAAUAUGGAUUACAGUUUGGAUAACAUACUCAACAAUAGAUAUAGUGAUAACUACGUUGGAAUCCCGAUACCCUUGCCAAGUAAAAAUCUCCUGGGCUAUUAUCUGACUGAUGGGUCCGAUGAGUUGAUUUCAGACGAUAACAUGUACCUAGACAACAGUGUUAUAAGCGACUACUACACAGAUUAUAACGCAGUUGAAAGUAAGAGCUUGGAUUUCAACAGUAAUUAUAAGAAAAUCAACGAUAACACUGCUGGUGGUCAAACUGAAGCUUUAAAUCUUGAGAGUAGCGAUACUGACAUCAGUUCUUGUGAUAGCUCAGGACAGGUGGAUGAAAAUCCAGUGCGUAAAAGGGUGUGCAAACAAGGUGUGGAAGACUACGAGCUGGAGUUAUUGAUGUUGAUAAAGCUGAUGCUCAGUGAAAAUUCCAUCAGAAUUGAUAAAAUCUUGAGUAACUAUGAUAAGUUUAAUAAAAUUAGGGCACAUUUGCAAAACAGGAAUUAUAUUAAUAAAUACAUCUACUACUCUGAAGUAAUCAUCAAGGGCCUUUUGUACACUGCCUAUCACAUGGAGCACAAUUCCUGUGGCCUGGAAAAGGGUUAUGACACAUGUAAAAUUAUAGGUGUUGAUAUGGUUGAAGUUGUUGAAGGGUUAAAAAAAAGCGGUAAAAAGGAGGUUGAAAUAAGGAAUCAAGCGUUCUCAACUGAGAUGUUGAAGAGCACAUGUAAAUUACUGGGUCUGUGGUACGAUUUCCUGUGUUAUUACUGCCAAAGAGGAGGGGAAGUCUUGCUGUGUGACUCCGCAAGCUGCAGUAAGAUUUGGCACUACAACUGCGUACCGGAUGAAUUCAGACCAGACAACGUCGCGGGUGCGGAGAGUGAGAGGGAAAAGUGGCUGUGUCCAAAGUGCAAAAACUGUAAAAUAGAAAGGGGGGAGAACGGCGCAUCUCUGGAUGUGCAAAAGUAUUGGAUCAGGAGAGCGUACUGUUGGAGGGUGAAGGCAGUCAUAUCAAUCUCGAUGAAGAUUUAUCAGAGAAUACAGCAAUUAUUGUAUAAUUAUUAAUUUUUUACCAUAAAAUA
Messenger RNA from Theileria parva strain Muguga, 4557 nucleotides. RefSeq names its product Flavin containing amine oxidoreductase family protein (gene LDL1). Gene Ontology annotation, molecular function: oxidoreductase activity. The transcript is spliced from 4 exons. The coding region runs from base 62 to 4540 and encodes 1492 amino acids. The record is from RefSeq and is a predicted model, not a curated record. Lineage: Eukaryota; Apicomplexa; Aconoidasida; Piroplasmida; Theileriidae.